Betta splendens (Siamese fighting fish) is the source of this 4375-nucleotide messenger RNA. Its product is annotated as calcipressin-1-like. The record is from RefSeq and is a predicted model, not a curated record. Gene Ontology annotation, cellular component: cytoplasm; nucleus. Gene Ontology annotation, biological process: calcium-mediated signaling. NCBI's taxonomy places the organism in Eukaryota, Metazoa, Chordata, Actinopteri, Anabantiformes, Osphronemidae. Bases 1468 to 2073 code for a protein of 201 amino acids. The transcript has 4 exons. Gene Ontology annotation, molecular function: calcium-dependent protein serine/threonine phosphatase regulator activity; nucleic acid binding.
AUGUGUUGGAUAUGAAAUAUGAUCUGACCUGAAUACAUCUGUAAACCUGUUGUUGUUGUUAAGUCCUCACUUAAAUGUGAAGCACAUGCUGAAGGUGGAUUUAUUGUCAGCUGUCAGGAACAGCAGACAAACCAGCUCUUCCUGGCCAUCGUGACUAUCAUACAGCUUGCCCUACAUUGUGAUCAUGGUUGGCUAAUUGUAAUAAUACUACAGACAUGUCCUGCUCUAUUAGUCAAAGAUGCAUUGGUUGUCUGUUGACUUUCUCGCAGCAUCCCUAGCUCUGAGCGCUGUCCUCACAUACACAGGUGCAAAUGUUGAACUGGCUGCACAGUCUGGUGUUGUUGCAGCUGGCGGCUGAAACCGCACGCACACAGUCCCUGCACUUAAAGCUCUCUGCUAUUAAUACCUCAUAAAGACAUGUUAUCAAACUGCAUACUUUCCAUGAGCACCAGCACUUUUCCACCUUGUGCAUUUUCCCUCUUCAUCCCUUCAUCCUGCAUUCCUCCUACCAGCUGUGGCUUUUUUAUAUGCCCGUCGUUGUUCCCUGUUGUCUGUCAGCUGUUCCUCUUUGCUCUGACUCUGUCUCUCUUUCUGUCGUGAUGGACAUAUGGUUUUCCACUUGUGUAUUCUUUCCUGAAAUUAGUCACAUUUUCCGCUCAACAAAGGACUUUUGUCUGAAUGUAAAUCUCAAUGAUAGCAGAUUAAUGCGUCAGUUUGCUCAGUGCUGAUGUCAUUAUUUUCCAACCACUGUGUCUCUACACACUGGCCUCCUUUCUGUCUGAUUAGUCAGCAUGGGCUAGUAGGAAUGGGAAGGAAACAGCAACAGUCCCUCCCUCUUUCACAUGCGAUUGGCUUGCAGUCAAGGACUGGAUGAAUGAGACCAGGCAGGAGGAGGAGGGGGUUGUGGGUAGUGCGUCAUUGGCUGGCUGGGCCCGUUGAAGUGACUGUAGCAGGAGGAGCUUGAGUGAGCUUAAAAGAGACUGAAUGACAUUUCUGCUCCCCACACCCAAUUCUCUGGAAAAUUCCUUCAGUUUGCUGGCUGCAGAGCUCACUCACACCGAGUGCUACAUACUAACUGGGCUGAAGAGGACGAGCAGGCUGUUCGUUUUGCCUUUCAGCUGUGAGUGUGCAGCAGAUGACUGGAUAACCUUGGAAUGUGGGUUAGGAGACAGUGUGUUGACUGAGGGGACCUGAGCAUAUCUCCAGCACUGUGAACCGGUUCAGUGUGAAGACAAGAGGUGACAGACUUCCACCUUACGUCAACGCGUUUCCCGUUCAAGGCGGUCUAUUACUUCCUGCUCGCCUGUCACACUGGGGAAGGCAACGCUCCUCCGGUCGUCCCGAUUCCCCCCUUCCUCUUCAUUGCCGUCGCCGCCGUUGUCCUUGCUGCCACUGAAGCCAAGGUCCCAUUCUGCCUUGACCUCAGUUAUCAAGUGGAGAAGGUUUCGACUCCCAGGGUCACCCAUCAUGCACAUCAAGACCACCAAGUGCAACCGCUUCUGCUUGGUGUCCUCAGUGACUAACCAGGAUGUGUUCAACCGUCCAGAGGCGAAGGCUAGCUUUGAAGCUUUAUUCCGUUCGUUUGACCCAGAAGUGCAGUUCCAGUACUUCAAGUCAUUCCGUCGGGUCAGGAUCAGUUUCAGUGACGCUCUGGCUGCAGCUGAGGCCAGACUGCGGCUACAUAAGACUAACUUCAGUGGCAAAGAGAUGAGACUCUACUUUGCCCAGUCUGUCCACAUAGGGAGUCCUCGUCUGGAGCCUCCCAAGCCUGAGAAGCAGUUCCUGAUCUCCCCACCAGCCUCCCCUCCAGUCGGCUGGGAGCAGUCUCAGGAUGCUAUGCCAGUUAUCAACUAUGACCUGCUUUGUGCCAUCUCCAAACUUGGUCCAGGGGACAAGUACGAGCUCCACACUGCCACGCCCACCACCCCCAGCGUGGUGGUGCACGUCUGUGAGGAUGAGCGUGGUGAUAGCUCUGCCCCUGACGACACUGACCAGGAUGACAGUGGCCACCAGCCACGGCCCAAGAUCAUCCAGACGCGGCGCCCCGACUACAACCCCGCUGUCAAGCAGUGAGCAGCAGCAAGUCCACGGAGCGGGUUAGGGUUACGUUCCAUCCUCAAGUGACUGGUUAAGAGCCGAACAUGCUCUCACACUUUGAAGGUUUGGGGAAAGCCUGAGGGUGCUGCGUUGUCCCGGAAACAAGCUUUUCAAAAGAUGAAGAGUGAAAACAUAGCGUCGAGUGUUGCAUUCAUACCCCAAAGGAAAGACGGGAAAUAUGAACUUCCAUUUGGAAAACACUGUACAGUUUAGUGAUGAGAUAUGAUUCUGCCUGUUUGAGGUUUGGAAGUGAAACUGAUGGAAGCAUUGUAGAAAAUGUGUAUCAUUUUCAUUUUAGUGUGUACUUAUGUUUUCAUCAGCAGGUUUUUGUGUUGCUAUAACCCACAGUAAAUAAAAUGUACAGUGCAAGUAAGUCUGAAUAAGAUCAUUGAAAGAUAGCAACACAGCAUCAGCGUGAUAAGUCAAGUUUGUUUACCUCCCACAGAGUUUGAGGUUAACUACAGGCUUAGACAUUUAUGAGCUGAUUUAUUUCAAACAUAACUCCAUGACUGCUGUGUUUUUGCCAGGGUGCUACAUCUUUGUGUUUGUCAGCUGUAGGAACUGAAACCUCCAUAUUGUAUACCACUGACUAGUUUUUCAAUUCUUUUAUGUUUGUUAGUUACUAUUUGACAUCUCAGCUUCAUUUUACAAUUCAAGACUGGUUGUUUAUUAACAGUUCUAAUGUGGACAAGUAGUAAAGUUGCCUUAAUGACAUUUAACAGGCUUUGGUUUGUACUUCUUACAUUGAAGUGUGACUAUAAAAGAGUUUGCAGCCACAGUGGAGAUGUGUUGUUUGUGGUUUAUUUCAGGUUGGUUGUCUGUCUGUGUGUUCUGUCUGUGGUUUAGCAACACUUUGCUAUUUGACAUUCAGCCAAACUAUGGAGGCGUCUAUGUUUGAAUGUACAUGUAAAGCUCUUCAUCUGAGCUCUGCACCACAAUGAUUACAAAAACCCUAAGAGCAGGGCUUCUGUUUUUUUACAUGUGCUUUACAGUUUUCUUGAAGCCUAUCUGUAAAUCUGUGAGAAAAUACAGCUCAAGCACUGUUAUUGUUAUUCAAGUCAUGUCUCAGGACCCAGUUUGCUUACUGGCCUCUUCUAAUGCAUCUUCAUUUGACUGCUUGUGAGUUUUAUGUAAUUUAUUAUGUUGCCUAUACUGUUUGUGUUGUUGUGUUCAUGUGUAGAAAAAUACUCACCACAAGCACAUAUGUGUGUGUGAGUGUGUUCUUCAACUUGUUGGUGUUAGUCCACAGACCAUCACAUCAUGAUGUGUGUUUAAUUUGUGUAAAACAGUAAAAUGUUGGAGCAGGUGACAACUCAGACGUUUCUCAAGGAAACCUGGGUAUAAACGUGUGAGUCUGUUAUUAAAUGCUGGUACAUUUCCAGUAGCCUUCUACCUGUUGCUUAAUUAGUUGUCAUAUUAACACCACCCAAACCUUUCACAUGUAGCACAGUCUAAACCCUUGAAUGUCCUAACAAAAAUAGGUCUGAAAACAGACACUUAUGGUUUUAUUAGUGAACUGUGCUCUGUGCAGGUUUAUAUCAACCCAAAUACACAAAUGUGCUUUAGAUUAGUUUUUUUGGGAGAAGCUGUGACAUUUGCUGACAGAACUGUAGGCAUAGUUAAAAAAGCAAAACGUGAAAUCCAGUCCCUCAGAGAGAACAUGCUAACUGUCAUUUAAGCUCAAUCUUAUUGACAACUGAGUGGUUGUAUGAUACAGCCACAGCAGAAUUUACUGUUUGACAGAGAACCUGUGUAACGCUGAUUGAUGCGUAGAGUUGGUCGUAUGUCAAUGUGGCUUGUUUUCUUUUUAUUUUUGGACAGUAUUUUCUGUUGUUGACCUAACAGUCAUACAGCAGACAAUUAAUAUGUUCUGUGCCACUUAGAAGCCAUUAAAAUAUGAAUCUCUGAAAACUUGUUGCAGGUUAGAUCUCAUUGUCUAAAAUGAUACUGCCUGUAGCCCAAAACACACCUGCAGUGAGUCAGGUGAUCAGAUGAUUGCAAAUGCAAACUAUGUAAAACCGCUGGUUGUAAUUAGUUGAAUGAUGGAGAAAUUUGUUGCAUUUCUUUCUUAAUAUUAUUUGCUGUAAGGUUUGAUUUUAUUAAGGCUUUGUCUUCAUUCAGUGUGAUGGGAAAUGCUUCAGCUUUUGGAAGCACUGUGAAACACAUCACCUGCUGACCUUCAAACAUCUCAUUUGUCUCAUGCAGACAUUUAAAAGUUGCCAUUCAUUUAACUUAGAUCAUUAUGGUAUUAACUUCAAUAAAGACUUGAUCAUCUGGA